This is a messenger RNA of Caenorhabditis auriculariae, 2616 nucleotides long. Lineage: Eukaryota; Metazoa; Nematoda; Chromadorea; Rhabditida; Rhabditidae. The record is from the annotation of a GenBank genome assembly.
AUGAUGUUCCCGGUAUUCAAGGCUACUUGGCAGGCGUAUCUAAGGCUUAUAAAGCACCAUUUUCUUCACACAACACGUCGUGAGUUGGAAUUUAAAAAAUGGAAGAAAUACAAGGCUUUACGAGCAUGUUUAACCGCACUAACUUUUUGAAAAAAGUUGAUAGAAUUUUAUAAUUGUGCGCAAAUUAAGACCCAAGAUACUUGAAUUGCUUCAAUUUUCUCCUUUUUUUCAUGAUGAAAAAUUAUUCUGUGUGUCAAAACAACAAGCUGAUAAAAAUCAACCAUUUUUUUUGCCGAAAAUCACUGAUUUUUAUCAUUCACCGCAGCCACUUUUAUCACUCCGACCUUUAUCACUCUGCUCAUCAACCCUCCAACCAGUUGUUUGCUCCCAAUUUGCUCAUUACGCUUUCAAAAUUGAUUCCAACGGAUUAUCAUGGCAUUUGUCCCUGACUUUGGGCUUGGCUAGCCUUUUCACGAAACAGAUUUUCACUACUAUCACGAAGGCGGAUGGCGGUCAGUUUCUUUUUCCGAAAUUUAGUUGAUAAAUUGAUUUGUCAAGAAGUUAUGAAAUAUUUUGAGUGAGACCAUUACUUAAUUUUCAAUGACUAGUUCCUUCAAAAAUUUUAAUUUUCAUGAAAUUGUCUCACUUCUCUGCGCUCCCUUUCCCCUCGACAAACUUAAGAAAUUUAGAGGGAUCCCUAUAGGUGUUAGAUGUAAAACAGCCCCUAUAGGGGUAAUAUCAAGGUGGUCCCUAGUGAGGGUGUGACCUCUUAGCCCCUAAAGCUUGAGUGGUCCCUAGAGGGGUCUUACGGUUUUUUUUUUCAAAACACGCUCAUUUGUAUAGUUUUUCGCAUGGGAAUGCUUUCGUAAAAUUUUCGACUAACAUGUCCUCCAUAGGGGCCACUAACUAAAACCCCUAUAGGGACCACUUUUGCAAGCCUUAGUGACCCCUAUAGCGGUUGGUAAAGUGGUCCCUAGAGGGUUCCCUCCACAGGCUCAUAAUUUUGCCCCUAUAGGGACCACUCUGGAGUUCCUAAGAAGCUCUCAUUUUCCUAUGAUACUUUCCAUUUUUCUCUGACCGGUGAGAGAAAAGAGGGCGCAGGCAGGUCAGACACGGUCGCUUUUUACAUAAUUAUACUUUUUUUUCAAUUUUUCCCUUUCCUUAUAGCUAAAACUUCAUGGAGAAAAUCGGAAAAAGUGGAAAAGGCUCCAUAGAAAUGUCCCUUUUAGGGUGACCAGGGCUCCUUUUUUGCGCCAUUUCAUCGGUUUUAUGCACUAUUUUUGCUGCCUCCUCUUUUUUCCACCGUUUUUGAGCCUUUGAAAUUCCAGGAAAAAUGGAAGGCUUGAUAAAGGGACUCUUUUUGCAGCCUUUCUGCGGCCUUUUUGCGGCCUUCCUGCGGCUUUUAUCCAAUAUUUUCGAUUUUCGAUGAGUUCCUAACCCAACUUAUUAAUUUAGAAAAAUACAGACCUGCCCAGUUUCAUUCAAAAUCCCCUCUCUUCAGCCCUGGGAUGGAUUGCGGCAGUCCCAUUCGCCUUCCACAUCGUCGAGCUCGUCGUGGGCAUCUACAUCCUUCGCGACACUCAGGCCCAGGAAAUCAUCAAAGCGACUUUCGUCCUGUUCAACGUCACCUCGGCGCUCAGCGUCCUCUACGGCGCCAACUUCGCCUUUUUCGCCAUCGACUUUGCCAUCUACAUCGCCACGUAUCGAUGCGUCUUCUGGCUCCUUCUGAUGACCCUCGGAACCUACGGCUUCGUCGCUGGUCGGGUUAGAAUACCGAGGUGAUUUUGGGAAAAGAGCGAUUGAAAAAAUUGAUAGGAAAGUUGUCAAUAUGGCGUCAGAAGUGUACAAAAAUCGAUAAGAGAUUUUUAAAACUCGAAUAUCUUCUUUAGAACGCCAGAGUAGUCCCUAUAGUGGCUAGGGAAAAAGGCAGGACAACAAAGUGAUCCUUUUAGGGGUGAAAUUCAGGUGGUCCUUUUAGGGGUUUUUUAAAUUUUUGUCCUUUUUAAAAAGGCAGCUUCUAAAGGGGACAACAAAGUGAUCCUUUUAGGGGUUGAAUUCUAGGGGUUUCAAAAUUUUCUCUGACAUGCUUCCCUAGAAUGGCCACUAACUAAAAACCCUAUAGGGGUCACUUUGCAAGCUUUAAUGACCCUAUAGGUGAAGUGGUCCCUGAGGAUGUCCCUAUAGGAAUCACUUUAGGGUUCUCACGUCUAUGGGCACUUUUUCCGGUUUUUCUUUAUCUCUGACAUGCUUCCCUAGAAUCGCCACUAAUCAAAAACCCUAUAGGGGUCACUUGUAGGUAAAAGGGUCCCUAAGGAUGUCCCUAUAGGGACCACUUAGGGUUCUCACGUCUAUGGGCACUUUUUUCGGUUUUUCUUCCAAAAAAUGAAUUUUUCCAAUUUCUAGUCAUGCACUCAUGCGUCAAAGUGUAUGCACACUAUAAGCAUUUUAAUUCACGAUAUUAUUUUCAGACUCUUCAACCGUCCCCUCCCGAACGACGUCGAAUUCAUCUCCGCGGCGACGUUCCUCUGGGGGAUCGUCAAAUUCUUGCAGAUCGACAUGUUGACCAUCUACCAGAAUUACACGCUGGAACGGCUCAAAAACCUCCCAAAAACCUAA